Molecule: messenger RNA, 1557 nt
Organism: Cladophialophora immunda
Lineage: Eukaryota; Fungi; Ascomycota; Eurotiomycetes; Chaetothyriales; Herpotrichiellaceae
Exons: 1
Coding region: 61-648 (195 amino acids)
Source: RefSeq, a predicted model, not a curated record
GUCAGUCUCCCAAUUCUUUGACGCUUCCCACCAGCUUACACUGAUUCUUUGCCUGUGCCGAUGGGCUCCUCAGCUUCCAAGGUCGCUGGCAGAGCCGGGGGAGCUGCAGCUCGCCGCAAAUACCCCUCGACGCCCUCUAUGGUCAACUCCGCACCCUCACCUACUGAUGCAGCAACAAAACCCACGCCCGCAGCUGCAGUCCGUCCCAGCCCAGCCGCUGCUCCUCCUGCAGGCGAAAAGUCUGAUCACGUAGAGCUUGACGCACGGGAUCCCCAAUUUGGCUCUGCGUUGCGCCGGGUCGGGGCAGCCAGGCCCGUGACUGAGAGAAGACCCGACGAAGACACCUUCCCGACCUCGAGCCAGCCCAUGCAUUCCGGCCAGAACAUCUUCCCCUCCGACGCCAAUAACCCAGCCAUGAUGCUUGUCCAGUCCAGGAAAAGAAUCGCUGCCCAGUGGGACUCGGAUCUAGAAAACCAAGGCCGGCCUAGCUUUGGCGGCAGGACGCUGUUGAGCGUCAAAGAUAUCAAAGAGGCUUUGACAUUGAGAGACGAAUUGGGCAAGUCCCCUCAAGAGGUAGAGAGGCAGAUGAGACUGAAACCGGGUGUGCUUGAUCAGCUGCUGGCCAAGGGUGUUGUGGCCAAUGUUUGAAUAUCGAUGGAAUGGGGUCGGGUCAAGAGAAGGGAGCCAACAAAAGAACCACAACAUUGUACCGUGAUGCGCAUAGCUCUAUCCGAAGAAGAGAAAUCGCGGUUGCAGAGCUUCAAUGAAGGCGACUUCGGACGGAGGGACUGUAUAGUCACCUAUACCAACAAUAAAUCCAACCACGACCAGCUGGCCCGGUGGAUGCCUCUGCGGAGAAAUGUUGGUAUGGACUCUCGUCGAUCUCCACUACACGCAUCCAAUGCGAAGAAUUCGAGACAUGAGGCGAAACUGGGAUAUUACGUUACUCCCCAAUCCUUCCAUGUCGACACAGGGGUUCGACCGAGCACACGACUUGUCUCAAUGGCCAGCUUUUGAACGUGCUAGAGUUCGCAUCACAGGAGAUGUUGGUGGUGGGAGAUGACCGAAAAUUUGCGAGCAGAGCAGGCCUUGAGCUGGGCGAGACUGGCCUAGCAAUAACGGCAAUUCCGCAAGUCACAUUGUCAGACAUUGUGAAGGCCGGGAAAUCGGUGGCGCAGACGUUUCCCCAGGGACGGAGCCGACGGAGAUGAAGCAAUUGGAUAUAGGCUUAUUGACAUUGUCGACGGUGCCUUGGAAGCUCGGACGGUGCAGUCGACAUUUUAAAACUUCAAAGGCAAGGAACCGCCAGGCUUUUGGACGAGAAAGAGGAUAUCCCGGAAGACAUCUCAGUUGAUGUCGAAGAAGGUGGUGGGUCAGAUAUCAGGAUUGCAAUACUGAGGUUCUGUAGAGAGCGCUUUGGCUCCAUUCCAUCCUCGAUAACCUCAACGAUACUCGAAUCGAUAUCGGUGUAUAUUUCCUCGUAAACCCAUCAACUUGGACACACAGAACACCUCCAAGUCCCAGUCUGUUGCCCUACUGCUAUUCAAUUGCAUUAUG